Messenger RNA from Danio aesculapii, 828 nucleotides. RefSeq names its product SLAM family member 6-like. The coding region runs from base 1 to 828 and encodes 275 amino acids. The record is from RefSeq and is a predicted model, not a curated record. The transcript has 4 exons. NCBI's taxonomy places the organism in Eukaryota, Metazoa, Chordata, Actinopteri, Cypriniformes, Danionidae.
AUGAAGUUAUGUGUUUUUGGUGAGUCUGUGUCAGUGAUGGAGGGAGAUUCGGUCACUCUAAACACUGAUGUUAGUGUAAUAGAUAAAGACGAUGAUGUAACAUGGAAAUUUGGAGCCGAAAACUCUCUCAUAGCUAAAAUAAGCAUUAAAAACGUAUUAUUCUCCACAAAUAAUGUUCUUGAUGGGAGAUUCAGAGAUAGACUGAAGGUGAACAGACAGACUGCAUCUCUGACCAUCACAAACAUUAGAUCUGAACAUGCUGGAGAAUAUCAGCUUGAGAUAAAUGGUGUUAAAUUGACGUCAAAAAUAUUCAGUGUUUCUGUCUAUGCUCGUUUGCCUGUUCCUCACCUCAACUCUUCUCAGUGUUCUUCCUCCUCCUCCUCUUCAUCAGUGCAGUAUUGUUCAGUGUUGUGUUCAGUGGUGAAUGCGAGUGCUGUGAGUCUCUCCUGGUACAAAGAAAACUGUUUAUUGUCCAGCAUCAGUGUGUCUGAUCUCAGCAUCAGUCUCUCUCUACCUCUGGAGGUGGAAUAUCAGGAUAACAACACCUACAGCUGUGUGAUUAACAACACCAUCAGCAACCAGACCACACAUCUGGACAUCAACACACUCUGUCAGACAUGUGAAGAUGGUCUACCUGUAUUUUAUGUUGCAUUCCUCUGCACCGGCGCAUCUCUGCUGAUUGUAGUCAUCAUCGUGAUGUGCUGCAAGAAAUGGAGAAAAACAGGUCAAGAGAGGAAUCGUUCAGCGAAGUGGGAACCUAAAGCCAAUAGAUCACUGAUGAAGGUGUUGCAGGACGUGUUGCAGACGGUUUGUGUGAUUGACGUUUGA